AUGGUCAUCGACAGUACGCGCGCCUAUCGUCCAUUGUGGCGCUUCUUUCGAGUGCUGGCACCGAUAUUCUUUGGCUCCAGGUCACGUGCGGUCUAUGUCUAUAUGGCGUUGCUGCAUUUGCUGAUUACAGCUCUAUUUCCAAUACAUGUGGGGCUGGGGCUGCUGCUGCCGACGACUACACGGGCCGAUCUAUUCAAGUGUCUAACAAUCACUAUCAUGAGCAUCUCGUGCAGCUUGAAACAUUAUGCGCAAAUAUGGCGACUGUCAGACAUGUUGGAGAUUGAGAGAAUUCUCAAUCAACUGGAUAAAUGUGUGCAGAGCACGGCGGAGCAUCAGUAUUAUAGGAACACGCUGCAGAAACAAAUGAAUCGACUAACCGGCUGCAUUUAUUCAAGCUAUACGUUCGUCUACGGAAUGAGUGUACUUGUCGCGAUUUUAAUCCUACUGACAGAUCCUCGUAAAUUACUUUACGAGGCCUAUGUGCCGUUCGACUGGCGAACUGGUGGCCUGCCCUACUACAGCAUCUUUGCCUAUCAGUAUAUUUGCAUAGUGGUCAAGGCCUUUGUGGGCCUGACAAAUGACGUUUACACUCCGCUCACACUGUGUAAUAUCGCCGGUCACAUGCAUCUCUUCAGCAUACGUAUGUCGCGUCUCGGCUAUAGGAAGAUACCCGAAAGUCAAACGUAUCAGCAACUACGUCUCUAUUUCGAGGACUACAGGCUACUGAUGAGAAUGCUCAAGCUAACACGAAAAAUUAUCAGCCCCGUACAGUUCGUACAGAUACUCUUCUGCGGCAUAAGUAUGUGCAUCAUUGCCUCCCAUAUGGCAUUCUAUGAAAUGAACACCACCGUCUUGGCCUUCAAUGUCGUCUUAUUGGCUGUUGUCUGUCUGCAGAUAUUUCCCAGCUGCUACUUUGCCAGCGUUGUGACGGAGCGAAUGGAGCAGCUGCCAUACGCCGUAUUUUCGGGCAAUUGGUAUCAGCAGUCGAGGCGGUAUCGCCAAAACGUGGUCACCUUCACCCAACUAACAUUGCGACUGGCUGAACACCCAUUUAUGGCUGGGGGAUUGAUUGUAAUUAAUUUGGAUACCUUCUUUGCUACAGUGAAAAUGGCCUAUUCGCUGUUUGCCGUCAUCAGUCAAGUAAAAAUGAAUUAAAGUCGUUAAUUCUGUUUACGGGAAGCAGUUUCGCCUCUGCGCCUGUUAUUGAUCUCUACGGCUGCAGCUGGCCGGAAUGAAUGUUUUCACGAUUUCGUUUUCAUAUUUACCACACGAUUCCCGCACCACAAAAUACAAUUGUAACAAAUGAAAUUCACUAAUUGCCUCGUCCCGAUGCGCAAAUAAACAGUUGCUUUGCUUUCAA
Molecule: messenger RNA, 1360 nt
Organism: Drosophila arizonae
Lineage: Eukaryota; Metazoa; Arthropoda; Insecta; Diptera; Drosophilidae
Gene: Or33c
Product: Odorant receptor 33c
Biological process (GO): detection of chemical stimulus involved in sensory perception of smell; sensory perception of smell
Cellular component (GO): plasma membrane
Molecular function (GO): olfactory receptor activity; odorant binding
Source: RefSeq, a predicted model, not a curated record